AUAGCAACUCAUUAGUGACAGGUGACAUUUGGUGAGAGCCUCACCAUGAUGACCUCAUCGACACCGACGGACGAGCCAGCCCGCCUCUUCCCACUGACCUCGCCUUUCGGGCCGGCGCCGCGCGACCGCUGGCCCCUCAUGCUCGUCGCCUCCACCUCUAUGGAGAUCUCGCGCAAGGUCGCCCGCUGGGAGCUCAACAAGCGUGACCCGGUCGCCAUCGAGCGCAGCAACCUGAUCAACAUCAGCAAGUUGGUGGUGAAGGAGCUGAUCGAGUCGUCGGUGCCGUUCGGCCGCAUGCUCGACUCAGACCAUGUGCCGCUGCAGCACUUCUUCAUCGUGCUGGAGCACGCCCUGCGCCACGGGCUGCGGCCCAAACGGGGUCUGCUGGGGCCGAAGAAGGAGCUGUGGGACGUGCUGCAGGCGGUGGAGCGGCUCACCAGCGAGGCGGCCGACAUCACCACCAGCGUGCGAGACCUGCCCACCGUCAAGACUCCGCUGGGCAGAGCCCGCGCCUGGCUGCGGCUGGCGCUGAUGCAGAAGAAGCUGCCCGACUACGUGCGCCUGCUGCUGGAGCACCAGGACGUGCUGGACGAGCACUACGAGCAGGGCGCGUUGAUGCUGUCCGAGGAGGCCAUCCACGUGCUCGGCCUGCUAGUCGGCCUCAACGUCAUCGACUGCAACCUCUGCAUGAAGGAGGAGGAGCUGGACUGUCAGCAGGGCGUGAUCGACUUCUCUCUGUACCUGCGCAACAGUCCGACGGAAAGCAGCGAGCCGGGCCUGGCCACGGCCGACAUGAGUGAGAGCAAGUACGAGCGCGUGCUCGACCAGAAAAACUACAUCGAGGAGCUGAACCGGCACCUCAACGCCACGGUCACCAACCUGCAGCAGAAGCUGGAGCAGCAGAUCGCCACAUGCGCCCUGCUGCGGGAGGAUCUGGCCAUCGCGCGCAACCAAGCGCAGGUCGGCCGGCCGCCGGCAGUGAGCGGCUCGCCCGCCCCCAGCCGCACGCCCGACACACUGUCGGUGACGUCGCGGGCGUCACAACAGAGCGGCGCCGGCGCCUCCUCGCCCUCCGGCUGCGGUGAGGAGAUUGAGGACCUGCGCGCCCAGCUGCGCGAGGAGCGCGCUCACCGCCGCGAGCUGGAGAAGGAGCUGGAGAUGCAGAUCCAGAUGAAGGCCGAGAUGGAAAUGGCGACCAAGCUGCUGGAGAAGGAUGUGCACGAGAAGCAGGACACCAUCGUCAACCUGCGCCGCCAGCUGGAUGACAUCAAGGCCAUCAACCUCGAGAUGUACAACAAGCUGCAGGAGUGCGAGCUGGACCUGUCGGGCAAGGCCGAGCUCAUCUCACGGCUGCAGGCCCGCUCCUGGGAGGUGGGCCGCCUGCUCUCCGGCCUGCAGCAGAUGAGCGGUGCGCCGCGGCGCCCGCUGCGCCCCUCACGCUCGGCCCACUUGCUGACGGAGCCGCGGCGCGAGUGCCAGGUGGCGCUGAAGGAGAACAACGUGGUGGUGAUGACGCUGGAGGACAAGAUCCUCACCCUGACCACCACCAGUCGCAAAAUGGACGAAAUUCACACGGAGACAGAGCAGAAGAGGAAGGCGGCGGAGGACACGCUGCGCCAGCUGUCCGACAAGCUGUCCGAGUGUGAGAUUCAGCUGUCCAAGGUGUCGUCUGACCUGAAGAUCGAGCGGGAGUGGCGGGAGAGUCUGCAGGCGGGAAUGGUCGAGGACCGCGAGAAGCUGGCAACUCUUCAGAGGACCAACGAUCAGCUGAGCAGGAAACUCGAGGACCAGGAGACGACGGACGUGGAGAUGGAGCGGCUGCGCGUGCGCUGUCAGGAGCACGAGCGCACGCUGGAGGAGCUGGGCCACCACCUGUCAGAGUCCAAGCUGAGGAUGGAGGACCUGCGCCAGACGGCGCGGUACGCCAUGGACGGCCAGUGGGUGCCGGACAGCGCGGUGCAGCACUGUAAGAGCUGUCAGCAGGAGUUCACCAUCAGCCGGAGGAAGCACCACUGCCGCAACUGUGGCGGCGUCUUCUGCCACCCGUGUUCGGACAACACCAUGGCUCUGGCGGCCUCGGCCAAGCCGGUCCGGGUCUGCGACGACUGCCACACCUUCCUGCUGCAACGUUACCAAGCGGCCUAGAACGGCAGUACGUUGCUACUGGCAUCUGUCGGCGGGCACCGCGACGCUACUCACAUCUAUAGGCGGAGAAGGGCGCUGCGACGCUGCUGACAUCUAUCGGCGGAGGACACCGCGACGCUGCUGACAUCUAUAGGCGGAGAAGGGCGCUGCGACGCUGCUGACAUCUAUCGGCGGAGAGGGACGCCGCGACGCUGCUGACAUCUAUCGGCGGAGAAGGUCGCCGCGCCGCUGCUGACAUCUGUCGGUGGAAAAGUUCUCCGGAGUGCUCAUUGUAGCGCCCGGCGGAAUGUAACGCGACACGCUGGCGCGUGUCGCCCGCUCAGCGUCAUCCAGCUGCUGCUCUUGCCAACGGGGCACACCUGCCAAAGGAACAUGUACAUGGAUGGAUCUGCCGGGCACUGCUGUGUAUUGAGAUGACUGGUACCACGCAUAAGAACUGGUUAUCAGUUUUCACAUGGCAGGCUGCCAGCAUAUGCCAACCAAUGGGUCCGACGAAUGCGCCUGAAUGUGGUGCGUCGCGCGUUGGACCGGUAUUUCUCAGUUGGCCGUAACCGAGAUAACGGGAGAUUUCCCUUUUGUGCGUGCUGGAUAUGCGCUGUCGCAUCAGCUUACUUAAAAUGUGCAGUCGCGCCUGUUUUAACGAAUAUGCUAUUUGGGAAUUGCAAAUAUUGAGUGUUGAAGUAUUGGGUGGGAAAAGACAUAUUUUAUGACAGUUUAAAUGGAUGCCAGCUGUACAUAUGUGAUAUCUAAGCAUUAUGGCAUACAAAAAUGUUCCUGAAGUGGCCAUGCUGGCACACAUUUUGGGCGCUAAGUGGUCUCGAAUACCACGAGCCAGCAAAGGCCUGAUAUCUGAAGAUCUGCCCAGCGCUGGCCCAUCAGACCAGAUGCCGUUUUAUGAGCUCACACGCGGUGAUGGUGCAGCGGGGAUGAGUGCUGCGUCGCGUACGUUUGGGU
This is a messenger RNA of Pollicipes pollicipes, 3099 nucleotides long. Its product is annotated as RUN and FYVE domain-containing protein 2. The transcript is spliced from 15 exons. The record is from RefSeq and is a predicted model, not a curated record. NCBI's taxonomy places the organism in Eukaryota, Metazoa, Arthropoda, Thecostraca, Pollicipedomorpha, Pollicipedidae. Gene Ontology annotation, molecular function: metal ion binding. Gene Ontology annotation, cellular component: cytoplasm. Bases 46 to 2145 code for a protein of 699 amino acids.